UUUAAUGCAGUCACCCAAUAAAACAAUAAAUUAGAAAAUAAAAAGAAAGAAAUUAAAUAAAUAAAAAAAACAAAAAACAAUUGCGAGACUUCUUCUCACCGUAGCCAUCGGUCAAAGCUCGCCACCAUCAUCGUCGUCGUCACCGCCACCGUCACACAUCCCAGCGCCGACACUUGCCAUUUUCAGAGUGAGAGUGAUCUAUGACGAAUUCAGAACUUAAUCUCUCAUCCGUUCAGUCCAAUUUCUCCUCCAUUCUCCGACCACCGUAACGGUCACGACUCGGCCUUCUUGUGUUCGCCACCGUCACGGCUCGCCACCAUCUCUGUUUUAUUUUGUCGAGGUAAGAGGAUGGAGGCAGAGCUGGUGUUACCUAACUAUCUCAGUUUUAAGAGAAUUCAAAUGUAUGACAAAUACCCUAAAGGUCAAUCCAGAGGCAGGCACUGGAAGCAUCUUAAGCAGAUUAUUCAGGCUGAAAAUUACCAGAAUUACCCUCACGAUGAACCCAAUUAUGUGAAUAUUGAGUCACCCCCUUCUAUGCAUCCUUGCAAGAGAAUUUGCGAUAUUACAGGCUAUGAAGUAAGUAAUGUUCUUUAUGAUUCUUGUUUGGUGGUGUUUACUUGCAAGAGGAAGUGCUUUUCAUUUGUGGAAGAAGUUUUCAAAAUCUCUAUUUAAAAGGCUAUUCUCACAUAUUUUUAUUUUACAGAAAUUAUGAAACUAAUUAUAUUCUAUUAAUCUAUUCUAUCUUUUUUCUUGUCACUAGUUAUACGUUAACAUCCUAUUGAAUCUGUUGAUAGCAUUAGAAAUUGAAACUUAAAUAAUCACAUAUAUCUUGCUUUUUUUUUCUAGCAUUCAAAUCUUGUGAUUUUAUCUUCUAAUUAUUUGUGGUGAUCAAAAGAAAUCUUCUACCUGCAUUGAAAAUUUUGCUAGCUACAUCUUCUCAUAGAACUAUUUAUUUUCAUCUUAGGAUUCCCGGUAGAGUGCUCAAUCUACCGUUCCUUAGCAUUAAUUGCUUUUUCCCCGCAUAAUCCUUGUAUAUUUUUCUCAUCUUCAUGCCCAGAAUUAAGUACAAUACCGUCCUCAAGAUUUCAAAUGAACAAUAGGAGAUAAUGAGAUUAAAUUGUAUAUAUCUUGUCAAUAUUUGGAAACUGAAUGUUUUCAGCUUGACCUAAUUUAAAAGUAUAAGUUUGGUUGAGAUUUAGCAUCUUAGUUGAUAAAUCUCUGAAAUUAAGAAUCAUUAUAGUUGGAAAAGGUGGACAGUUUUGAGACAAAUCUCAAAUUAAUAUUUUGAUGAUAAACUAAGGGUAAGUAAGAUUAUAAUUAUGAUUAUGUGCAUGUUGGUAUUUGAUAUGUUUGCUUGAGUUUGUUAAUCAAGAUAGGUACCAAGAAAAUCAAAGUAGAUCAUAAUAAAAAAGAAACAAAACCAAGUCAGAAAAACGAAGAACGUUCUUGACAGUUUUAAAGGAAAAUGAAGAACGUUCUCCACAAGUUCCAGAAUUUCAAAAAGUAAUCAGAUUAGAUUCAGAACUUGCAGAUUCGUUUUAGUAGGUUCUCCAAAAUAUACAAGGAUAGAUUUCAGUAUGAAGAUCACUCCAAGAGGCAAGACAAAGACUAUAAUUCAUACGUCAUUAAAACAAAAUAAUUCUCCAAAGUUAAAGCAAACAAGAAGCAUAAAAAUUGACAAGUUUGGACAGAACAAUCGUGCAAUUUUUAACAGUCUGUACAUGGGUUGUAAAGCAUGAAUAACACUUCACACAUAUAUGAAGUUAAAGUCAAAACUUAGUUGCCACAAAGCAAAAACGAAGAUCGUUCUUGAUUUUCAAAAAGCAAGACUGCCCAAAUCCAAAAACAUUCUUGCUUUAUGAUUGAUCUUAUCCACUCACUGCCAUAUGACAGCUGGAUAACUCCCAACGAAAAAAUGAGUUGUCAUAAGCUCUCUUGAAGCCUAUAAAAGGGACUUCAAGAUGAAGGAAAAGUCAGAACUCAAGAAAGCAAGCAAUACUUCAUUUACAAUCAUAUUCGAAAUUCUUUGAGAUUUUCAAACAUCUUUCAAAGUUCAGUUCUCAAUUGGCUAUAAGUUUCAAUCACUACUAAGUUUCAAAAUCAGAAUCCAUUCUCAAACACGAGUUAAACAUAUUCAGAUACUGUCAUACUCCUUAAAUUAUUCUUCUGUAAACUCAAGACUAUUGUGUUGAAAUAACUUAAGAAGUUUUUGUAAAAAUCCUUUUAUGUGUGUGAAAGGUAGUGUGUAAAUCAUUUCUAAAGAUUGAAAGGUAGAUAUGUGGAAAUCCUUUCUAAGCUAAAAGGUGGUAAGUUGUAAUAGAUCAAGAUUGAUCUGCAAAAGUUGUGUGAAAACCAAAUACAUUCUUGCUUUGAA
Cicer arietinum (chickpea) is the source of this 2374-nucleotide messenger RNA. RefSeq names its product protein EIN6 ENHANCER-like. The record is from RefSeq and is a predicted model, not a curated record. Gene Ontology annotation, cellular component: Ino80 complex. NCBI's taxonomy places the organism in Eukaryota, Viridiplantae, Streptophyta, Magnoliopsida, Fabales, Fabaceae. Gene Ontology annotation, biological process: chromatin remodeling.